AGAGAAAAGGAGUCUGUGACGCUUUCGACGUCGAAAAUGUCUCGCACGAGCCACCUAGCUUAGAAGCCAGCAGCUCAGCUUUGCUUUCUGUUUUCGUUUAGUUUUGCGUUUCUUUCGCUCGGAGACCCGGAUUUUGUAAUAAAUGGCGGCCAGAAGGUUAUCAUGAAGCAGCGGGUCCAGAAUUACAGGCGUGAUUCCAGAAGACCACUGAAACUGAGGGAGUCUCCUACUGUAAUGCAGCCUAAUCCAGGUGAACGGGGUGUUCUUGCAGGAAAUGGUUUAUCCUUAAAUCUGCAACCAGAGCUUCUCACUGGGACACCAGUUACUGCUACCGCUGCUGCCUCCAACGCUGACAGCAGCGAGGUCAGGGUAUCCAUGACCGGGGCUUCUGGAGAUUCAAAUGGAGGCGCGUCGUCCAGGAGGUCCAGGGUCUACUCCCACACGUACUCCUACGCCUACACUCACUCACGCGGACACAGUCGGGCGCAGUUCCACUCUAACACACAGCCUGUGCUCGACCCGCCCAACCCCGACAGGGACUCCGGUGAAACCAGUGCCUCGCUGACCGAGCUUCGCUGCUUGUUCCGUUGGAUCCAAAAAAGUAUUCCCUUCCUCGUCGUACUGUGCGCUAAGCUGGUCAUCCAGCAUGUUCUGGGUUUAGCAGUCGGGGUGGGCCUUCUGACAACUUUUUUAUAUGUGAAUAAAAACAUUCAAACUCAAGUCUUUCUUCAGGAUCGUCACUCGAAGCUGCGCUGCAUAUGGCUGCUUGUCUUCCUCAUCUCCUCCACGCUCCUGCUGUACUACACUUUUCUCUCAGAGACACUUUACUUCUGCCUCAUCUUCUUAAGUCCAACCAUCGAGCCGCUGGGUUUCUGGGAGAUCCUUUGGGCAGUCGGGAUCACCAACUUCAUUAUAAAGUUCCUCUUUAUGGGAAUCAAGUGCCUUAUCCUGCUGGUUCCCUCAGCACUCGUUACCUACAGAACCCAGGGCCGGUGGCUGAUGCUGACUGAGAAACUGGGUCAAGUGCACCAAGCUACAGCGCCUGUUCCACUGUGGUUCCGCUACCUGGUCAGCUACCAGGAGUCUGACGGGGUCUAUGGGCUCACAACUGGGAUCCUGUUGGCUGUAUUCUACCUCAUACUGAAGCUUUUAGGAUUUUACAACCAGCGGACAUCUUUACUGAAAACUGUGAGGAUAUUUCUAGCAGGCGAGCAUACAGGCUCUGCAGCAACACGAGCUCAGUGCGAUGAUGCUGGAGACAAGUGUCGAAUCUGCCAAGGAGAAUUCAGAGACCCUCGGGUUCUCAUCUGCCAGCACAUAUUCUGUGACGAGUGCAUCGCUCUGUGGUUUAACCGGGACAAGAGCUGCCCGGUCUGCCACACCAUCCUCACAGACAAGGUGUACAAGUGGAGGGACGGAGCCACUUCUCCUCACCCGCAGAUUUACUGAGUCACCAGGCACAGACCACCGAGUGUCUAUUCAUUUUUCUGCAAUCUGGCUUUUCUUUUUCGAACCUCACCAGCAUUUGUUGCUCUGCACGUUUGUCAGUAGAGGGUUAAGGGGGAGGCUUCCUGAAGGUGGCGUGGUUUUCUACCGUUCAUCUCUUCUGCCAGAGAAAUCUGACGUGCGUCCUGAAGAAUUUUUUUAGAUUUCCUUUCAGUUUCCUUUUGAGUCGUAGUUACUUUUUUUUCACCUUUUAUGGCGAUAUAAACCUUCCAGGUGUCGGAAUUGAUUCUGCUGGAGUAGUUUCUGACACGGGAUGCAUAAAGAGUCACAUCAAGUAUUUAAAAUUCAGAACAAAUGCACAUUUUUUAUUUUAUUUUCAUCCAGCACUGGUGAACUGAUAAAUGUAAAACAAGGCAAACCUCUAUACUCUGGGCAAAGAUCUUGGUGUUUUUUUUUUUUUUUUCCAUGUCUGAUUUAAAGUCCAACUUUGAGGUUGAUUUUCACAUAAAUUAUUUUUCUAUAGGGGUGACUUCACUGUCUUUUUGUAAAGACCAAAGACUGGGCUCUAUUUAUGUAUUGAAAUAACUUCACUUUUAUUAAUCUGAAUAAAUAUUUACAUUUGA
This is a messenger RNA of Poeciliopsis prolifica (blackstripe livebearer), 2069 nucleotides long. RefSeq names its product ring finger protein, transmembrane 1 (gene rnft1). Gene Ontology annotation, biological process: positive regulation of ERAD pathway. Gene Ontology annotation, molecular function: ubiquitin protein ligase activity. The transcript is spliced from 9 exons. NCBI's taxonomy places the organism in Eukaryota, Metazoa, Chordata, Actinopteri, Cyprinodontiformes, Poeciliidae. Gene Ontology annotation, cellular component: endoplasmic reticulum. Bases 163 to 1449 code for a protein of 428 amino acids. The record is from RefSeq and is a predicted model, not a curated record.